This is a messenger RNA of Panicum hallii, 1759 nucleotides long. RefSeq names its product protein PEP-RELATED DEVELOPMENT ARRESTED 1 homolog, chloroplastic. Gene Ontology annotation, biological process: regulation of DNA-templated transcription. The transcript has 9 exons. Lineage: Eukaryota; Viridiplantae; Streptophyta; Magnoliopsida; Poales; Poaceae. Bases 79 to 1215 code for a protein of 378 amino acids. The record is from RefSeq and is a predicted model, not a curated record. Gene Ontology annotation, cellular component: chloroplast nucleoid.
CACCAAACGCACCAUCGACCAGCAAUCUCCUCCCCCGCUCGCUCGCUUCUCCAGCCAGCUCCGAGCAAGGGGAAGCCCAUGGCGAUUCUCCGCCUGUCCCCCGCCCUCUCGCCUGCUUGUGCCGUUGUCUCCUUCCCCUGCAUGCCGUACUCCCAGCUCCUCCCACGGCCCCCCUCCCGCUCAACCCUCAUCUGCCUCGCCGCGACGCCCAAGGUGCCGCUCCCCAUCGCGUCGCCGGCGUCCCUCGGGGACGACCCCAGCAAGUGGGACCCGGCCGAGUGCGACGCCCUCCUCCGCGGCGGCGAGCAGGUCGCCUCCGUCCUCCAGGAGAUGCUUACGCUGAUGGAGGACAUGGACAUGGAUGGUGCAUUUGAGCCGGUGGCUGUAGAGCUGGUGGCGCAAGGAGUUAUUGGGAAGAGGGUCGAUGAGAUGGAGUCAGGCUUUCUUAUGGCACUCGAUUACAUGAUACAACUUGCACAGAAGGACGCAGAUGAUGAGCGCAAGUCUCUUCUUGAGGUAAUUAAACAGACAGUGCUAGAUCAUCUAACAAAGAAAUGUCCUCCACAUGUUCAGGUUGUUGGACUCCUCUGCCAGACUGAAAAGAAAGAGAGCAGGCAUGAAUUGCUGCGCCGUGUAGCUGCUGGUGGAGGUGUUUUCAAGAAUGAUAAAGGUCUUAAGUGCCAAAUUCCUGGGGCAAAUCUUAAUGACAUUGCGAACCAGGCAGAUGAUCUACUGGAGUCAAUGGAAUCUAGGGACACAAUUCCUGAUCGAAAACUUCUUGCAAGACUAGUUAUAGUAAGAGAGGAAGCCCGAAAUAUGAUGGGAGGUGGCCUGUUAGAUGAAAGAAAUGAUCGCGGUUUGACUACUCUCCCUGAGGCAGAGGUGAACUUUUUGAGCAAGCUUGUCGCUCUUAAACCUGGGAAGGCAUUGGAGAGGAUGAUCAGGGAUGUUAUGAAUGGCAAAGCGGAAGGUGCUGAUAACAUUAAACAAUCAAGUGCCGAUUCGCAUGCUGAACAGGAGCAUCUAACUGGAUUAUCUGGAAGGGGAAGUGUAUCAGGCCGCAAGCCACGGCCAGUCCGCCCUGGAAUGUUCCUCGAGACUGUUUCCAAGGUCCUAGGUGGCGUAUAUGCAAGCAACACAUCUGGCAUUACAGCUCAACAUCUAGAAUGGGUACAUCAAACAACACUGAAAAUUCUUCAGGAAUUGGCCUUCUAGGCUUGCUAUCAAGGAUUCACUGCUACUUAUGAACAUAGGCAGUACGUGCACAUCCUUAGCCUGUUAGCCACCAAAGGUACAUGAUAUUGGAAAGCCCUGUGCACAGAAGGAUCACAUUGCACCAGGUUAUGGACCCUAUCCACGAGCCAAAAUGGUCGUGAAUGACAUCUUUGGGUUGAGAAGUGAAGCAAAAGAAAUGCUAGGCGGACAGCCAAAGAUCACUUAUGGGAAGAAUAUGCUGUCACAAUGUACAGCCAUUAGGGCCAAAGGAUUAAACUAAUAGAGUGAGCUUUAUUCAAGCGCUUCUGACAGAAGUGCAUAGUUGGUUGCUUUUGCCCGCUGACCAAUUUUAAAUACUAGACUCCGAACUGUUUAGAGGCGGUCAGGCAGAACGCUCUCUGUGGAUAAGUCUUUGUUCCUUGGCAAUCUGUAACUUUUUCUUUGCACAUAUUGUUCCAGACUUCUGGUCAUAGGUGAUAUACGUUACAUGAAUACAAAUCAGUGGUAUCUUGGACUUGGAGGCAACGUGAAUAUAUUUAUCUCA